This is a messenger RNA of Oncorhynchus tshawytscha (Chinook salmon), 1234 nucleotides long. Its product is annotated as sulfotransferase 2B1. Gene Ontology annotation, biological process: sulfation. The transcript is spliced from 6 exons. Lineage: Eukaryota; Metazoa; Chordata; Actinopteri; Salmoniformes; Salmonidae. The record is from RefSeq and is a predicted model, not a curated record. Gene Ontology annotation, cellular component: cytoplasm. Gene Ontology annotation, molecular function: sulfotransferase activity. The coding region runs from base 82 to 1032 and encodes 316 amino acids.
CUCAUACUUCCCUCCUCACAGAGAGUCAGUCAGAAAAACAGACAGAGAGAGACAGGCAGUUAGGUAGACAAGCAGACAGACAUGGCCAGGCUGGACAUGACAGAGACCUUCCAUCACAUCUCAUUCCCUGGGCACAUUCACACCCAGGACUCCCUGAACUAUGCCCUCCACUUCCAGUUUCGGGACAGGGACACUGUCAUCGCCACCUACCCCAAAUCAGGGACUACCUGGAUGCAGGAGAUUGUCACUCUUGUGAAAAACAGAGGGGACCCACAACUCUCCAAAACUGUGCCCAACUGGGCACGAGCCCCCUGGCUGGAACAGCAUUACAGUGCAAAGGUGCUGGAGGCCACCCAGGGGGACCGAAUCAUCACCACUCACCUGCCCUACAACCUGCUGUCUUCUGCACUUCAGGGCUCCAAAGCUAAGGUCAUCUAUGUCGCCAGAAACCCCAAAGAUGUUGCUGUGUCAUAUUACCACUUCCAUAAAAUGGCCAAGUUCCUCCCAGAACCCAAUUCCUUUGAUGAGUUUCUGGAUAGUUUUCUGGAGGGAUCAGUGAGUUAUGGGUCCUGGUUCGAUCAUGUGAAAGGCUGGACGAGUCAAGCAGGAGUCUUGGCAAAUGGUCUUUAUAUCUCUUAUGAGGAGAUGUGGCUGGACCUGCAAGGCUCGAUGGAGAGGAUCAGCUCUUUCCUGCACUGCCCCCUGGUGGGCGAUGAGUUAACCAACUCCCUGAGACACUGCAGCUUCAGCAGCAUGAGCGAUAAUGCCAUGGUGAACUACACUCAGAUCCCAAAGGAGAUCAUGGACCACAGCAAAGGCAAAUUCAUGAGGAAAGGUAAAAUCGGUGACUGGAGAAACACUUUCACAGAGGAGCAGAUUGGUAUUUUCGACACCGUCUACAGCUACCAGAUGAAAGACUGUCCCUUGACCUUCAUGUGGGAGUGUCCUCCUGAGUCCUGUGGGGGAGGAGGAGGAGGACAGGCCUCUGGGGAUCAGGAUAGGGCCCUUAUCCUCCAUGACGCCGGAGAUUGAUGGAUACGCUUCAUACAAGUCCUGGAAUUCUCUCACUGAUGUUCUGUGUUUUUGUGAAUGUACAUAUAAUGUACACAACCCAAUAUAGUAAAACUAUAUAAUGAAAUUGAUAUGUUAAUAUAACAAAAAUAUUGUGUGUGACCUAUUUGUUGUUGUAGUUGGGUUUUUCCACCUCUAUAAAAAAUCUAAAUGUUACAGUUAA